AUGUCACAAGUGCACAGUCCAACAUUCAAAGAUCGUCUGCAUUUUCGAACGAACGCCGAGGACCAGACGACAAUAUGGCUCUUUGACGGUGAAGAACUGAAAAUUAAAUUUGACCUACCAAGUCAAGCUUCAUUGGAGGUCAUGGACGUCCGGUACUCCAACGACGGCGAUCACGACGUCUGCUCCGUCGGUUUGGACGGCCGGGAACUCGGGCAGUUCAAGACAAGCUCCUAUUACGGGUGGGGCGACCUCUGGAAUAAUUUCAAGUCCUCAGGGCCGAUCGGCGGGCAACAGUUCCUGGAGGCGGGGUCACAUUCCCUUUCGCUCACGAUGCUGGCAUCAGACGAGUAUGGUGUUGAGGUAGACUACAUCAGGAUCAGCGUACAAGGCUCCAAAGUGGAGAAUCUGCAAAAUGAGCAUUUCAUGUGCGUGCAUAACCCUGGGGAACAGGAAUAG
This is a messenger RNA of Dreissena polymorpha, 456 nucleotides long. RefSeq lists its product as uncharacterized. The transcript has a single exon. The coding region runs from base 1 to 456 and encodes 151 amino acids. Lineage: Eukaryota; Metazoa; Mollusca; Bivalvia; Myida; Dreissenidae. The record is from RefSeq and is a predicted model, not a curated record.